Molecule: messenger RNA, 1508 nt
Organism: Lactuca sativa (garden lettuce)
Lineage: Eukaryota; Viridiplantae; Streptophyta; Magnoliopsida; Asterales; Asteraceae
Product: formin-like protein 7
Source: RefSeq, a predicted model, not a curated record
ACAAACUCACUGAAACACAAUUUAUUCUUACUUGUUACUUAUCAACUUCAUGUCAAGUUGGGAUUAUUAGUAGAUUAAUAUACUUGCACUUGUAAAACCAACAUACAGGGGAAAAAAUCCAUUCAUUGAUUGGGAUAAAAAAAAGAAAGAUGCCCAACGUAUACAGGGGAAAAAAUCCAUUCAUUGAUUGGGAUAAAAAAACAUACAAAAGAAAUACGAACCUCCUUUGAAGUCAUUCAAUCUGGCUAAUGCAGAAAACGGAUCGUCGUCGGUAUCAGCAAGUGAUGACUAUAUUCCUUUUUCUCUAUUUCUUCACAUCACCAUGGCACCUCCGACCCACCACGACCGUCGAUGAACACCAACAGCAAUCCCUUAAAAUGUUAUGAAAUUGAGGCUGACUCGCCACCAACUGAAUCGCCACAGUAGCAUAUCGCCUGGAGAAUCCAAAUAAGAAAGAAGAGGUGGGGAAAGGAAGCAGAUGGCAGAAGGAAAGGAAAAGAAAGAAAAUAAAAUAAAAGGAGUCGAGACGAAACCUGAAAGUAUUCCACUGGACCAAGAAAAAACCCUAAAUCUUCUCAUUUUCUGCAAUCGAUUGUAAUAAUCACAUCAACAUGGCACCUCCGACUCACCACCACCGUCGAUGAAGACCAAUCGGGAAAUCGAAGCAGAUCUUUACCAUUUGCGUUCAUAAGAGGUCGGAGUGGAUAUUAGCGAAAGCAGCGAUGGUGGAGAAAAUGAGAAAGAGUUAGGGAAUCAAGAGUGCAAUGCUCGUCCUUGUUAGGUUGAAGAUGAAAGAUAGAUAGAAGAUAGAAAAAAAAAGGCGGGUUUUCAAAAUUUUGGGGAUUUCAUUUCCCCCCUUGUCUACUAAAAGCGCGUUUCAUUAAAAUUAUAAAGCGACAGGUACAGACGACGCGCGUUUAAGAUAAAGCGCCCUCCGUGUUUUUUAUUUUUUUUCUUGAGACACCAAAUUAAGGGCACGCAAUAAAGCGUGACGUAAAUCCUUAAAUUUUUUGGAGAGAUGACACUAUUUUAAGGGCACGUCCUUUUGCGUAUCGUUAAUUAUCGCGUGUCGUAAAAAGCGCGUCAUUAAAGGUCUUUUUUCUUGUAGUGUGAAGAGCGUCCAUUAAUGAAGGAGAUCGUGAGAAUACUUGAAACUGCACUACAAUUUCAAGUUCCACCUCUACCUCCACCUAAACAUAUACCUACAUCUUCACCAUCAAGUUCAAAUAGCAGUACUAAUGUGUCACAGCUGACUGAUAAAAGAUCCUUAAAGACCCUACAUUGGGAGAAAACUCGUGCAACAGUAGGAAGUAUAUGGGAUUUGCCUCAUAAACAGGGAAAUCUGUCAAGGGUUCCUGAAAUUGAUAAAAAAGAGCUUGAGAGCCUGUUUUCGGAAACUUAGCGUAGGCGGGUUCUGAAUAGCUCAAGCCGUAAAGAGUUCUUUUCGUUAGUUGACUCAAAACCCUUGGAUGAUGACCUGUAAUAAAAUCCCAGAUUCAGUACAUCAA